UGGAAGCUCUGUGAUAAAACCUUAAAGAACAGACAUGGAAGCUCUGUCUCUCUCAGCUACCACCAGCAGCAUCACCAUUUCGCUGAACCUCCCAAUCAAACCCUGCAAAACCCAUAUCCAAACUGCAUUUACAAGCUUAAAUUUCUCCACUUCACAUGGUAACAAGACUCGCUCAACUCAUUCUUUCUUUUCUUCACCUUUCAAUUCUAAAUCAGCAGGUAAAACAAGCUUAAAUUUAUCCAGUUCAACAACAGCAACUACUCCUUUCACUUCUAAUUCUUUGUCGUCCACUGAGACUGACCGGCGCCAUUGGAUGGUGCUCAUGGAGAGACCAUCAGAGGGGCUUAAGACUAAGCCAGAAAUCGUUAAUUACUAUGUCAAGACUCUUGAGAGAGUUUUAGGCAGUGAAACGGAUGCUCAAAUGUGUAUAUAUGAUGCUUCUUGUGAUACCCAUUUCGGUUUUUGUUGUGAUAUUAAUGAAGAAACUUCUCGUCUGCUCGCUCGUUUGCCCGGGGUUUUGUCUGUUAGGCCUGACCCAGAUUAUAAUUCUAUGGAAAAAGAUUAUAGUUGCUCAAAUAGCCAGUUGAGUAAUCUACCAAAUUCACAAAUUGGAACUACACUAUUGUUUCCUGCGAGAAAUACGAAACGCUGGCUUGUUCGAAUGGACAAGCCAGGGGUUGGUGUUGUUACAAAGCCACAGAUGGUCGAUUUUUAUGCUCACAUACUAACCAAGGUUUUGGGGAAUGAGAAGGAUGCACAAAUGUGUAUAUACCACGUUUCUUGGCAAUCCAACUUUGGGUUUUGUUGUGAACUUGAUGAGGAAUGUGCAAAGGAACUUGCUGGUGUCCCAGGUGUUUUGUCUGUCCAGCCACAGCCAGAUGAGAAUUUUGGUUCAGAAAAUAAAGAUUAUGUAGGUACAAAUUUGCAGAAUUCUGUGGUUCCAACAGAUUCAGAAGGAAAUCAAACAAACUCCAUUGAGACAAAGAAGCUCUUUGUGACUGGCCUCUCAUUUUAUACAUCUGAGAAAACAUUACGUGCAGCAUUUGAAGGCUUUGGCGAGCUUGUUGAAGUUAAAAUAAUAAUGGACAAGAUUUCAAAGAGAUCCAAAGGCUAUGCAUUUGUAGAGUACACUACAGAGAAGGCCGCAAGUGCUGCUCUGAAAGAGAUGAAUGGCAAGAUUAUCAAUGGCUGGAUGAUUGUUGUCGAUGUUGCCAAGCCAACUCCGGCAAGAUACGGCCAGAACCGCCCCAGACAGGCAGGCUGAGAAGAGCGAAAGAGCGAGUUCCCAACCCAAACUAAAGAUUCUGUGCAUUGCCACAAACUUUUUUUUUUUUUUGGUUAAAUGAUCACUAGAUUAUUAGUUACUCAAAUCUUGGUAUUGGGUUCUCAUGGCAUUUCUGGUCAGUCUGUAAAUUUCCUUAGGACUUGCUCCCCAAAAACAAAUGUAAUUUCUGAAGGCAAAUUUUUAAAAGAAAUAAUUGCAAAUGAAAAAAUUUACAAUAUUAUGUAGCAUGUAU
Molecule: messenger RNA, 1517 nt
Organism: Pistacia vera
Lineage: Eukaryota; Viridiplantae; Streptophyta; Magnoliopsida; Sapindales; Anacardiaceae
Product: organelle RRM domain-containing protein 1, chloroplastic
Exons: 9
Coding region: 35-1264 (409 amino acids)
Biological process (GO): cytidine to uridine editing; mitochondrial mRNA modification
Cellular component (GO): mitochondrion
Molecular function (GO): RNA binding
Source: RefSeq, a predicted model, not a curated record